CGAGCCAUGAGCGGCCGCGCGGAAGCCAUCCAGGAGGAGCUGGAGGCGCUGGAGUCGAUGUACCCCGAGGGCCUCCGGGUGACCCACGGGCACGACGCGCGCGCGCAAACGACGGUGGCGCUGGACGUCGCGCCGAGGACGCUCGACGACGAGACCCGCCAGUACGUUCGGGUCACGCUCCGCAUCGUCCUCGACGACGACUACCCCGCCGCGGCUCCGUCGCUGUCCCUGACGGACGCGAAAGGCCUGGACGACGCGAGGAUCGCGACGGUGAUGGGCCGCCUCCGCGACGCCGCGGACGAGCACGCCGCGCCCGGCGAUCCAGUCCUCGCGCUGCUGUGCGAGACGGCGUUCGAGACCCUGACCGAGCUGAACCAUCCGGACGGCGACUGCGCCUUCUGCCUCGAGCCGAUGUGGCGCGCGGACCAUCCAUCAUCACGCGACCACUCGGCUGAGGCGUUCACGAAGCUCGCGAAGUGCUACCACUGCUUCCACGCGUCGUGCUUCGCGCGGUGGUACCGGUGG
This is a messenger RNA of Micromonas commoda, 525 nucleotides long. RefSeq lists its product with no specific name. Gene Ontology annotation, cellular component: nucleus. Gene Ontology annotation, molecular function: ubiquitin protein ligase activity; protein binding. Gene Ontology annotation, biological process: protein ubiquitination. The annotation marks the transcript as partial. Lineage: Eukaryota; Viridiplantae; Chlorophyta; Mamiellophyceae; Mamiellales; Mamiellaceae. The transcript has a single exon. The record is from RefSeq and is a predicted model, not a curated record.